Messenger RNA from Tripterygium wilfordii, 642 nucleotides. Its product is annotated as protein FAR1-RELATED SEQUENCE 5-like. The record is from RefSeq and is a predicted model, not a curated record. Lineage: Eukaryota; Viridiplantae; Streptophyta; Magnoliopsida; Celastrales; Celastraceae. The transcript has a single exon. Bases 1 to 642 code for a protein of 213 amino acids.
AUGGUGUGUGCGGAGCAUAAUCAUGAUCCUGCAUCAUAUAUGGAGGGAUAUCCAUACCCCGGUCGGCUUUCUAAAUCUGAAAUUCAAAUUAUGGUUGACAUGUCCGCACAAAAUGCCAAGUCACGGGACAUAUUGACGGAGUUGAAAAAGCGAGAUCCGAACGACGUGAGCACCAUCACAAGCAUAUAUAAUGCACACAAGAAGCACAAUACCGUUGAGAGAUCGGGUCAAUCACAUGUGCAAGUUGUGUUGUCAUUCCUCAACAACCAUGAGUACUUUUUCGAUUAUCAGGCAAACCAUACAACCAAUGAACUCGAAGAUUUGUUCUUCGCACAUCCUGGCUCGCUAGAUCGAUUGCGUGCAUUCCUGCACGUGUUGUUGAUGGAUGCGACAUAUCAGACCAACAGGUACGGGUUGCCUCUUCUUAAAAUUUUCAGUGUUACUUCAACUAGUCAGACUUUUUACAUAGCGUUUGUAUAUUUACACUCAGAAAAGGAGGCCAGUUAUACUUGGGCUUUGGAAUGUUUGCGAUCUGCAAUGCAUGGAUGCACUAGCCCACGAGUUAUCGUUAUGAAUAGAGAGUUGGGGCUGAUGAAAGAGUGUGCUCAGGUAUUUCCCAAGGCUUUGAAACUACUCUGUUGA